AUGGGCGAACCAGAGGCCGGACUGAAUUUUCACGAGCUUGAGCUAGACGAUCGAUUGUUGCGGGAUAUAGCACGGUUGGGAUGGAUCUCUCCAACACUGGUGCAGGAGAAGGCCAUACCGUUCCUGCUGGAGGGUAAGGAUGUGCUCAUACGUGCCCGUACCGGUUCAGGAAAGACUGCCGCAUUCGCCAUUCCAAUCAUACAGAACGUUCUGCGGUAUAAAAGAGAGACAGCGGUUCGUGAAACGUCCGUACUAGUGAUGGCCCCAAGCCAGGACCUUUGCCACCAAAUUUCCAAAGUGUUCGCCAAUCUAACGUACUCGUGCGGGCCUAUGAUGCGGGUAGUAGAUCUUUCAUCGAAGGAAGAAAAAGCUACCCAACGGCAUCUGCUUUCUGAGCGUCCGGAUAUUGUUGUAUCGACGCCGGCUCGUUUACGUGCCGUACUCGCCGACGGUACACUUAACGUUCGUGAAAGUCUGCGCUGUGUAACGAUCGAUGAGGCCGAUCUUAUGUUUUCGUUUGGGUUUGAAAAGGAUUUGAAAGAAGUGUUGAAACAUUUCCCACCCGUCCAUCAGUCGGUGCUCUGUUCGGCUACGUUGGAAAAUGAUGUGGUUGCGCUGAAAAAGAUGAUUCUUCACAACCCUGUAAUACUGAAGCUGGAGGAGCCUCAUUUGGCGGUCGGCAGUCAGUUGGCGCACUAUCAAAUCGAAGCGGAAGAGAUGGACAAGGCAGCGAUACUGUACACCGUGCUGAAGUUGAAGUUGAUUCAGGGGAAGUGCAUUGUUUUCGUGAAAUCAGUAGACCAGUGUUACAGAUUAAAACUAUUCCUGGAACAGUUUGGCAUUCGUUCGUGCAUUUUGAAUUCGGAACUGCCCAUAAAAAUCCGGUGCCACACAGUGAACCAAUUCAAUCAGGGUGUCUAUGAUACGAUCAUCGCUUCGGAUGAACAAAUGACGGACGAUCCAAAGCUGGUCAAGAAGAAAAGUUCUAAAAAACCUUCCACAAAGCAAAUACUUCAACAAACCGAAUCGGAAUCUAGCGUUUCCCGAGGGAUCGACUUCCAGUGUGUGUCGUGUGUGGUAAACUUUGAUUUUCCUUCCGAUAUCAACUCGUACAUUCAUCGUGCGGGUCGAACGGCACGCGGAAAGAACAACGGCAGCGUACUCUCGUUCGUCAGUGUCAAUGAGUUGGAAACGAAGAAAAGGGUGGAAGAAUUUCUUCAAACUCUGGCCGGUGAUAUGGAAUUUAAGAUGAAGGAUUUCAAUUUCAAUUUUGAAGAGGUGGAAGCAUUCAGAUACCGCGCCAAGGACGCAUGGCGUGCAAUUACAAAGCUUUCGAUCAGAGAAGCUCGUGUGAAAGAGUUAAAAAUGGAGAUAUUUAAUUCAGAAAAGUUAAAGUCGUUCUUUGAGGAAAAUCCACGAGAUUUGCAAACGCUGCGACACGACCGACAACUACACACGGUGCAAGUACAAGAACACAUGGGAGACGUACCGGAAUAUCUUGUCCCCGAGGCCCUGAAACCGAUGGUUGACAUUAUGAACGCAAAACGUAGGAAGAAGCUGCUGGAAAGACACGCACAGGCCAAGAAAAGGCAAUCCAAGGCCGACGAAGAUGAUCCACUGCUGGUGGACGGGAUCGAUUACACGAAGAAGUCAAGAAUGUAA
This is a messenger RNA of Anopheles marshallii, 1662 nucleotides long. It is a transcript of the gene Hlc, whose product is annotated as probable ATP-dependent RNA helicase DDX56. Gene Ontology annotation, molecular function: RNA helicase activity; nucleic acid binding; ATP binding. The transcript has 6 exons. Bases 1 to 1662 code for a protein of 553 amino acids. Gene Ontology annotation, cellular component: nucleolus. Lineage: Eukaryota; Metazoa; Arthropoda; Insecta; Diptera; Culicidae. The record is from RefSeq and is a predicted model, not a curated record.